This is a messenger RNA of Mollisia scopiformis, 2182 nucleotides long. Its product is annotated as general substrate transporter. Gene Ontology annotation, cellular component: membrane. The coding region runs from base 92 to 1720 and encodes 542 amino acids. The transcript is spliced from 3 exons. NCBI's taxonomy places the organism in Eukaryota, Fungi, Ascomycota, Leotiomycetes, Helotiales, Mollisiaceae. The record is from RefSeq and is a predicted model, not a curated record. Gene Ontology annotation, biological process: carbohydrate transport; transmembrane transport. Gene Ontology annotation, molecular function: carbohydrate:proton symporter activity.
CCCACCUUGUUUGUCUCUCUUCCAGUCAAGCUCAUCUCGUCUUCCUCCUCAUUUUCUCUUUCCAUCCUCAUCCAACCCCACAUAAAUCACAAUGGCUGGCGGUUUCGUUGGCACGGCUGAUACAGCCCGUGUGGAAGCACCCACGACAUGGAAGUCUUACAUGAUGUGCGCCUUUGCUGCCUUUGGCGGUAUCUUCUUCGGUUUUGAUUCAGGAUACAUCAGUGGUGUCCUCGCUAUGGAUUACUUUAUUCACCUCUUCACCGGCCUCCCGAUUCCUGGACCCAAUGCCACAACAGCUGAGACGAAUGCUUUUGUCAUUCCAACCCCACACAAGUCACUGAUCGUCUCAAUCCUGUCUGCUGGUACAUUCUUUGGAGCCAUCCUUGCCGGUGAUCUUGCCGAUUGGUUCGGACGAAGGACCACGGUCAUUCUGGGCUGCGUUGUCUACGGUAUUGGAUGUAUUCUCCAGACUGCAUCAACCGGACUUGGACUGUUGGUUGCUGGUCGUCUGAUUGCUGGUUUUGGUGUGGGUUUCGUCUCAGCUAUCAUCAUUCUGUACAUGUCAGAGAUUGCUCCCAAGGGCGUUCGUGGUGCCAUCGUCUCAGGCUACCAAUUUGCUAUCACCAUUGGUCUCCUCCUCGCUUCAUGCGUUGAUUACGCUACUGAGAACAGAACCGACAGUGGGUCUUACCGCAUUCCCAUGGCUCUGCAACUCGCAUGGGCUCUGAUCUUAGCUGGUGGAUUGCUCUGGCUCCCCGAAUCCCCCCGAUACUUUGUCAAGAAGGGAAAGCUCGAACAAGCUGCUCGAGUUCUCGAGAGACUUCGUGACCAGCCUGCCGGAUCUGAGCUCGUACAAGCUGAGCUCACUGAGAUCAUUGCAAACCACGAGUAUGAGAUGUCUGUUAUUCCUCAAGAAGGCUACUUCUCCAGCUGGGCCAACUGCUUCAAGGGAGGACUCAUGAAUCCAGCCAGCAACCUCCGCCGAACCAUCUUGGGAACGAGCUUGCAAAUGAUGCAACAGUGGACUGGAAUCAACUUCAUCUUUUACUUCGGAACCACUUUCUUCACCCAACUCCACACCAUCAACAACCCUUUCUUGAUCAGCUUGAUCACUACCUUGGUUAAUGUGUGCUCUACACCCAUCUCUUUCUGGAUUAUUGAAAGAUUUGGUCGCCGAUCCAUCAUGAUCUGGGGUGCUCUUGGUAUGCUCGUUUGCGAGUUUAUUGUCGCCAUCAUUGGUGUCACCGACUCCUCCAAGCCAGCCGUCUCUGCCAUGAUUGCUUUCAUCUGCAUCUACAUCUUCUUCUUCGCUACAACUUGGGGACCAGGUGCUUGGGUUGUGAUUGGUGAAGUUUUCCCUCUGCCAAUCAGAUCCCGUGGUGUUGCUCUCUCUACUGCUUCCAACUGGUUGUGGAACUGCAUUAUCACUAUCAUCACUCCAUACAUCACCUCGACUGCAGGUGGCGGUGUUGAUCUCGGACCCAAGAUUUUCUUCCUUUGGGGAUCUCUUUGCACGCUCUGCUUCAUCUACGCCUACUUCUUGAUUCCAGAAACCAAGGGUUUGACUCUCGAGCAAGUCGACAGAAUGUUGGAGGAGACAACUCCUAUGACUAGUGCUAAGUGGGUGCCACACAGCACCUAUGCUGCCGAGAUGGGCAUGACCGACAAGCCGGCUGAGGUUCACCACGUCGAGAUUGAAGCUACAAAGGAGGUUGUUUAAAAUGAUGAUGUAGUGGGGUAGAGGAUAGUAAUUAAUGAUUGUGAACAAACUCUUGCCUCUAUGCUCCUUCGUUCGUCGUGAUUUUGGUAAUUCCCGUCGUGGUAGUUAUCUUCCAAGCCAUUGGAUUAUUUUCUGUGAGUCUAUGUGGAAGUGAUGGGAUGUUCCAUUCACCCCUGUGCAAACAGAGAUUGUUGAUGUUAGACAAAGUGAUUGGCAUUGGCAAAGAUCGCUCACACCUUCGCGGAUCGCCUGCCAUCCUAGAUGAACUCCAGGAUAUUUAUUGCGAUCUUCUGGGAGUACCGUUGAAGAUCGCAGGGAUGGCAAACGCUAUGCUUUAGCCCGUUUUGUCAGAGAAAGGCAUCGGUGGAAGGGAGGGAAUACUGAGGCCCAAAGCUAGUCAUGGCGGUGAAACAUUUCAUUAUUUGACAAUUAUAUUGCUUGUAUUCUCAGAAAAAAAGGUCG